Gossypium raimondii (Peruvian cotton) is the source of this 2659-nucleotide messenger RNA. Its product is annotated as cellulose synthase A catalytic subunit 2 [UDP-forming]-like. Gene Ontology annotation, molecular function: cellulose synthase (UDP-forming) activity. The transcript has 8 exons. Gene Ontology annotation, cellular component: trans-Golgi network; plasma membrane. The record is from RefSeq and is a predicted model, not a curated record. NCBI's taxonomy places the organism in Eukaryota, Viridiplantae, Streptophyta, Magnoliopsida, Malvales, Malvaceae. Gene Ontology annotation, biological process: cellulose biosynthetic process; plant-type primary cell wall biogenesis.
UUCUUUGCUAAAUUUACCUUUAUUCCCAGGUAUGAGAAAGAAGGGAAACUGUCUGAAUUAGCUAGCGUAGACAUUUUUGUGAGUACAGUGGAUCCAAUGAAAGAACCUCCACUGAUUACUGCAAACACUGUUCUGUCCAUCCUUGCUGUUGAUUAUCCUGUUGAUAAAGUUGCAUGCUAUGUAUCAGAUGAUGGUGCUGCCAUGCUCACAUUUGAGGCUCUCUCUGAGACAUCUGAAUUUGCUAGGAAAUGGGUUCCUUUCUGUAAAAAAUUCAAUAUUGAGCGCCGUGCUCCAGAGUGGUAUUUUACUCAGAAGAUAGACUAUCUAAAAGACAAAGUCCAUCCAACUUUUGUUAGGGAAAGGCGAGCGAUGAAGAGAGAGUAUGAAGAAUUUAAAGUUAGGAUAAAUGGAUUGGUUGCCACAGCACAGAAGGUUCCAGAAGAUGGUUGGACAAUGCAGGAUGGAACUCCUUGGCCUGGAAACAGUGUUCGUGACCAUCCUGGAAUGAUUCAGGUUUUCCUAGGUCAUAGUGGUGUUCGUGAUGUGGAGGGAAAUGAGCUACCUUGCCUAGUUUAUGUCUCUCGUGAGAAGAGACCAGGGUUUGAACAUCAUAAAAAGGCUGGGGCCAUGAAUGCUUUGAUACGAGUCUCUGCAGUUCUCUCAAAUGCUCCUUAUCUUCUGAACGUUGACUGUGAUCACUAUAUUAACAAUAGCAAAGCACUUUGAGAAGCCAUGUGUUUCCUGAUGGAUCCAAUAUCAGGGAAGAAAGUUUGCUAUGUACAGUUUCCUCAAAGAUUUGAUGGAAUUGAUCGUCAUGAUAGAUACUCAAAUCGAAAUGUUGUGUUCUUUGAUAUCAACAUGAAAGGAUUAGAUGGCAUACAAGGACCGAUAUAUGUUGGAACAGGGUGUGUUUUCAGAAGGCAAGCACUUUAUGGUUAUGAUGCGCCAGUUACCAAGAAGCCUCCUGGCAAGACCUGCAAUCGUUUACCGAAAUGGUGCUGCUGUCUCUGCUGUUGUUCUAGAAAGAACAAGAAAACGAAGCAAAAGAAGACAGUGAAGAAAUCUAAGCAAAGGGAAGCUUCAAAGCAGAUACACGCUCUUGAAAACAUUGAAGAAGGAAUUUCAGACUCCAUCUCUCAGAAGUCAUCUGAGGCAUCACAGAUGAAACUGGAGAAGAAAUUUGGUCAAUCUCCUGUUUUUGUGGCUUCCACUCUUCUAGAGAAUGGUGGAGGCCCUCGAAAUGCAAUCCCUUCAUCAUUACUGAGCGAAGCGAUCCAAGUCAUAAGUUGCGGUUAUGAAGAUAAAACAGAAUGGGGGAAGGAAGUUGGCUGGAUAUAUGGCUCUGUGACUGAGGAUAUCCUGACUGGCUUCAAGAUGCAUUGUCAUGGUUGGCGAUCUGUGUACUGUAUGCCUAAACAACCUGCUUUUAAGGGUUCAGCUCCUAUUAAUCUCUCAGAUCGUCUACACCAAGUUCUGCGAUGGGCUCUUGGAUCUGUUGAAAUUUUCUUGAGCAGACACUGUCCCAUUUGGUAUGGAUAUGGGGGUGGGAUGAAAUGGUUGGAACGAUUUUCCUACAUAAACUCGGUCGUAUAUCCUUGGACCUCUAUUCCCUUGCUUGUUUACUGCACCCUUCCGGCUAUUUGUCUCCUUACUGGGAAAUUUAUUGUUCCUGAGAUUAGCAACUAUGCCGGUGUUGUAUUCAUGGCUCUCUUCGUAUCAAUUGCUGUAACUGGUAUCCUUGAGAUGCAGUGGGGUGGUGUUGGAAUCGAUGACCGGUGGAGAAAUGAGCAGUUCUGGGUGAUUGGAGGUGUUUCAUCACAUCUUUUCGCCCUCUUUCAGGGAUUACUAAAGGUUCUGGCUGGUGUCAGCACAAGCUUCACUGUGACCUCUAAAGCAGCUGAUGAUGGUGAAUUUUCUGAGCUAUACCUCUUCAAGUGGACAUCCUUGCUAAUCCCUCCCACCACCUUGUUGAUCAUAAACGUAGUUGGUGUCGUGGUUGGAGUCUCAGAUGCAAUCAAUAACGGGUACGAUUCCUGGGGCCCCUUGUUUGGGCGACUAUUUUUUGCCCUUUGGGUUAUUAUCCACCUUUAUCCCUUCCUCAAAGGUUUACUUGGAAAAGAAGACCGGAUGCCAACCAUUAUUUUGGUGUGGUCAAUCCUGCUGGCCUCUAUUUUGACUCUUAUGUGGGUCCGGAUAAACCCAUUCGUCUCGAAAGAUGGUCCUGUGUUAGAAAUUUGUGGGCUGAAUUGUGAUGACUAGGAAGAUUCAGAUAAUGAAGGAGCAUUGGCUCAUCACUCAUCUCACUUGCAACGCCUGUUGCCAAAAGGCUUGUGUUGUGAUGGUUGGAUGCUUUGAGGAUAUGUUUUCAUGAUGAAGAUUUGCUUUAUCAUGAAAGCAAUGCACAAAAUUUUGGCAUUGUAUUAGGCAAAUUAUCGUGUAGGAUGGGGCGGGGUUUUGUAGAUAUUAAGAGGGCUAGAGGCUUGGCUGACCACGUUGUUCUUUGUUUUUUACAUACUUUUAUUUUAUUAUUGAUUCUUUUAGAAUAUUUUGACUUAAAAAUUCCUGGCCAGUGUGGUGGGGUGUCUCAAAAUUUAUUCCUACUUUUUUUUUUCUUUUUGAAUCCUCGUCUCAAUUGUUAUAUUGUUUGGUAUGGACUUGG